Messenger RNA from Linum trigynum, 3465 nucleotides. Lineage: Eukaryota; Viridiplantae; Streptophyta; Magnoliopsida; Malpighiales; Linaceae. The record is from the annotation of a GenBank genome assembly.
UCGAAAGACGUACUUUUGCUCAAUCACAGAUUGAUCUUGUUGUUCAUGGCGACACAAACAUGUAUUAGUAGUUUACUCUGUAUUUCUUUUGGGCUGAUCUUUUCUUUCUGAUAAUGAAACAUGCAUGUGUUGGUUUAGAUGUUGAUGGUUUCGAUAUUUUCGUUUCCUCGAUCUUUUCUUGAUGAUAUCAGUACACACCUAGUUGGCUAGUUGGUUGGUUUCCAUAGAUAACUUAUUUUUUUCUCUAUAAGAGUAGCCUAUCCUUGUAUCACCAAAGGGAAGACUUUUAUGAUUUGGAGAAUCCGGACAAAUUUAUGUGAGAAACCGAACACAAAAAUUAGGGUUAUCGAUCCAAUUGAGUUGCAGAUUAUAUUAUUUUUUUGUAAAACGUUCGUGUGACACUUCCUCGUAAUUAAGCAAAACUCAUCCCCAUCCCAUAUUCAAACGGUGCAAGGUUUUUCAAACUCAUCCACGUAUUUGUGGGUUUCGGAUAUCCAUGGGUAAUACCCGCCCCGUACACCCAACAUAUAAUAAUACAUAAAAUUUUACACAUAAAUUUUCAACAAUAACAUUAAACGCACCUACUAUAUCAUGAAGUUGACAAAGAGACAAUAAUUCUUAAUACGGUUCAAAGCAUCUUAUCCUAAAAAUAUUUAUUAAUUCAUAAGAUAGAGUACAAUAUAAUCUUAAUUAUUAUUCUCUUACUCUAAUACAUCUACUAAAUCAUAAUUAACUAACAUUAUCUUCUUAACACGAGGAAAAAAGUGAAAGAGGGAAAGGAGAGUUGAGGUAAAUGAAUUGGAUUGUGAUUUGGGUGGUCGCUCAAUUGCAUUUCUACUAUUUAUUUUCUUAUGUUGCCCUCACACUAUCAUCGAUAGGUUACGAUUUGAUCCAUGUAUUUUUCAUAGGUGAAGAGAUGUUCUUGCUGGGGCGGAUAUGGGUAUGGGGCGGGGAGGCUAAAACCAUACUGUCCCAUACCUAUUAAACGUUUUGCGAGUUUUCCCCAUAUCCAGUCAAUACUGGGUUGAGGGCAGUCAUGUACCCACGACCAUAGGUUUGAUAACGCUAUACGUUACCAGGCUUGCAUUCGGCUGAAGAUCCACGUCGAUUCCAAUAUCUACUAAUCUAGACCGCUGCGUAAUUAGCUAAGGGAUAAACAUGAUUACGUUUGGAAGAGGGAACUCUGACCAGGUUUGUAUUCUCCAAUCAACGGUCAUUAAUUUUAACAAUUAAUUAACAAUCAGAAUCCCACUAAGCCAACCUUCUUAUUCAUCCCACUCCUACAAAUAGUGCGGCAAAUGUGUUGAAGUAAUUAUCACAUCCAAUAUCCCACAAACACAAAUCUAUUCCCGACGGUCUGAUCGGAUUUUCUUCGACGCUGCCUCUUCCGGUGACGGUUUGUUUAUAUAUACAGUCGGUCGAUCGCCAUGGCCAGAAACCAGAACUCUCUCUUGCUCCUAAGCUUACUUCUGCUGCUCGUCUCAAGUGUCCGCUUGGCGUUGUCUGAGACCGGCACUGCUAGUUUCACCAAUGCUCGUUAUUCUGAGCAAUCGUGUACGGAGAAAGCGCCCACAACCCCGAUGUUCACCGGAGUGAGCGACAAGCUCUACGGCAACGGCGACAUAUGCGGGACGAAGUACAGCGUCACUUGCGUCGGCGGGGUGGCCGCCGACCAGCCGUCUCCCUGCAGAACGAGCACGCCCGUCGUGGUGACCGUCACCGACAGCUGCUCGCCGGGAUCCGAUGAGAAGCCUUGCCCUACGUUUGUGCUGUCCGCAAAAGCUUUCGCAUUGAUUGCGAAUCCUCGAGCAGGAGAAGCUAGGAUUACCUACGAACGGUAAGGAGUACGUCCUCCAUUUAUUUUUUUCUGCUCAUCAAUAUUGUUCAAUUUUUGUGUGUCAAGAACCAGUUGAUCCCAAUAACUCCAGUUGUUGAGAAAGGUUCAAUCGUGGAUCAUUUAUCGUUUACUAACAUCUGAUAUCAUGUCAAGAACCGGUUGAUCCCAAUAAUUCGAGUUGUUUGAGAGAGGUUCAAUCGUUGAUCAUUAUAUCGUUUACUAACAUUGCAAUUCCUACUGAAUUGCUUUUUGUUGUCUCUGCAGGACUUAUUAGUCUCGAGAUAGCUAGUGUGUGCCCUUUUACGGGCCGACGAUAUCGAAGAGACAUGCUCCUUGAUCUAAUAAAAACACGAUCUAAGUUUGUUUAAGAAAAUGAUAUGGUGUUGUUGAUUUUGAGAUGGUUUUUUAGUGAUAGAUACGAACUUUUAUUGCAAUAAGGAUGCGACAUAGAUGAAUAUGUUUAGCAAGAGUUCUAAGUUUGGGAAGCCUAACUCGAUUGGGUUGAAGCUCGACUACCGGUGGGCUAUGGGAGUCCCCAAACCCGAUUAUGGCCAUUGUUAUAGUUACGACGGAAAAUAAUAAAAUAAUACGUAUUAUUGAGCCGGAGGCAUACGUAUAAAAAUAAUAGAAUGUUUGAAAGCCAACAAUGACACUUGUCUAUUCUAGUUGUAAUAGUAGUUUGGGUUCAAAUAAUUUCAAGGAAUGACUUUAGAAGAAACACGAUAGAAAAAUGGACUUAUGCACAGUAGUUCGAUAAGGAUGACAAUGGGGUGAAUUUGCCUAAAUCAUCCUCAUCCUCGCUUUCAAAUAUUCAAACUCAUACCGGCCCCAUACUCAUGCUGGGUAAGGUUUUUCAAACCCAUCUUUGUACCCGUGGGUUUGAGUACCCAUGGGUAUUCCUGCCCCGUACAUCCAACAUUAUAAUACAUAUAAUUUCACACGUAAAUUUUCAAUGACAAAAUUAAAAGCACAUACUAUAUCAUGAAGUUGACAAAGAGACAUUCAUUAUUAAUACAGUUCAAAGCAUCUUAUAUUACAACGUCUCUUAAUCCAUAAUAUAGAGUACAAUGUAAUCUAAAUCAUUAUUAUCCGACUCUGAUAAAUCUACUAAGUAAUAACUAACAUUAUAUGUUUGUAAAAAAAAAAACUAACAUUAUCUUCUUAGCACGAGGCAAAAAGUGAAAGAGUAAAAGGGGAGUUGAGGAAAAGGAAUUAGGUUUUGAUUUGGGUGGCCACUCAAUUACAGUUUUACUAUUUUAUUUUCUUGUGUUACUCUCACUAUCAUUGAUAGGUUACAAUUUGAUCCAUGUAUUUUUUACAUGUGAAGAAAUUCUCUUGGUGGGGCGAGUAUGGGUAUGGGGCGGGGGCUAAAACCAUACUCGCUCAUACCCAUCAAACGUUUUGUGGGUUUUACCCAUACCUGCCCAAAACCCUGUUAGUGCGGGGAUUCCCUGCGUUAACUGGGUCGGGGAUCUGCAGUCAGGGGUUUGAUUGCUAUCCCUGCAGCUCGACAAUGAUGAGCAACAUAAAACUUCCAUGUAAUUUGGUGAGGGUUUAUGAGUUGAGUAAUUGUUGUUGAGGUAAUCUCUUAUUCUUGUUUGCUUAUUUAAUCAAAUUUGACCGUAGAA